Messenger RNA from Sorghum bicolor (sorghum), 2093 nucleotides. Its product is annotated as 70 kDa peptidyl-prolyl isomerase. Lineage: Eukaryota; Viridiplantae; Streptophyta; Magnoliopsida; Poales; Poaceae. Gene Ontology annotation, cellular component: cytoplasm. Bases 142 to 1803 code for a protein of 553 amino acids. Gene Ontology annotation, molecular function: protein binding; peptidyl-prolyl cis-trans isomerase activity. The record is from RefSeq and is a predicted model, not a curated record. The transcript is spliced from 13 exons. Gene Ontology annotation, biological process: protein peptidyl-prolyl isomerization.
CCGGGGUCUGGGUCGCGUCGCGUCUCAUCAUUUUCCCCUCGUGCGCUCUCUCGAACCUUCCAAAGCCCCCGAACCCUAGUGAGCUCGGAACCCUAGCCGCGCGCGGAUCUCGGCUUGCUUGCCCCCUCCUCCACGCCAGCCAUGGAUGACGACUUCGAGAUGCCGACCGCCGGCGCCGACGAGAUGAUGGGCGACGACGAGAUGGGCGACUUCGGCGGCGAUGAGGGCCCGGUGUUGAAGGUGGGCGAGGAGAAGGAGGUCGGCAAGCAGGGGCUCAAGAAGAAGCUGCUCAAGGAGGGCGAGGGCUGGGAGACGCCCGAGGUCGGCGACGAGGUUGAAGUGCAUUACACGGGUACACUCCUUGAUGGAACAAAGUUUGACUCAAGCCGUGAUCGCGGAGAUCCUUUCAAGUUCAAGCUUGGACAAGGUCAAGUGAUAAAGGGUUGGGAUCAAGGCAUCAAGACCAUGAAGAAAGGAGAAAAUGCUGUUUUUACCAUUCCUCCAGAACUGGCUUAUGGAGCAUCUGGUUCACCGCCAACUAUUCCACCAAAUGCAACCCUGCAGUUUGAUGUUGAGCUGCUUUCAUGGACCAGUGUCAAAGAUAUUUGCAAAGAUGGCGGCAUAUUCAAGAAGAUUCUUAAAGAGGGGGAGAAGUGGGAGAACCCAAAGGAUCCUGAUGAAGUACUUGUGAAAUAUGAGGCCCGUCUCGAAGAUGGUACUGUUGUAUCCAAGUCUGAGGGGGUUGAGUUCACUGUAAAAGAUGGGUACUUUUGUCCUGCCCUGGCCAAAGCUGUCAAGACCAUGAAAAAGGCAGAGAAGGUGCUCCUUACAGUAAAGCCACAAUAUGGAUUUGGCGAGAAAGGUAGACCAGCAGCUGGAGAGGAAGGUGGUGUGCCACCAAAUGCCACUCUGCACAUUGACCUUGAGUUGGUUUCGUGGAAGACUGUCACAGAAAUUGGUGAUGAUAAGAAAAUCCUUAAGAAGGUUCUCAAGGAGGGAGAAGGUUAUGAGCGUCCCAACGAGGGUGCCGUUGUUGAAGUCAAAAUUACCGGAAAGCUUCAGGAUGGCACAGUGUUUACAAAGAAGGGGCAUGACGAAGAGCCAUUUAAAUUCAAGACCGAUGAAGAGGAAGUUAUAGAUGGUCUUGAUCGUGCUGUAUUGAACAUGAAGAAGGGUGAGGUUGCUCUUGUCACGAUUCCUCCUGAAUAUGCAUUUGGUUCAACUGAGUCAAAGCAGGAUCUUGCUGUUGUUCCACCUAACAGCACAGUGGUCUACGAAGUUGAACUUGUUUCAUUUGUGAAGGACAAGGAGUCGUGGGACUUAAACAAUGAAGAGAAGAUUGAGGCUGCUGGUAAGAAGAAAGAGGAAGGGAAUGCAUUGUUCAAAUUGGGCAAAUAUGCUAGAGCUUCCAAGCGAUAUGAGAAGGCCGCCAAGUACAUUGAGUAUGAAAGUUCAUUCAGUGAAGAUGAGAAGAAGCAAUCCAAGCAACUGAAGAUCAGCUGCAACUUAAACAAUGCUGCCUGCAAACUGAAGUUGAAGGACUACAAGGAAGCUGCGAAGCUUUGCACCAAGGUUCUGGAGCUAGAUAGCCAAAAUGUCAAGGCUCUCUACAGGAGGGUGCAAGCGUACAUUCAACUUGCUGACCUAGAGCUAGCAGAGGCCGAUAUCAAGAAGGCACUGGAAAUCGAUCCUAACAACAGGGAUGUGAAGUUGGAAUACAAGACCCUGAAGGAGAAGAUCAAGGAGUACAACAAGAAGGACGCGAAAUUCUACAGCAACAUGUUCGCUAAGAUGACAAAGUAACUGGCACUGGCCAAAGACAGUAUGGCUUCUUGGGUAGAGGAUGUAGUGAAGCAAAGGAUUACAAGCAAUGCCAUUUUCUGCUGCCCAAGGACUUCGCCUGUUGCUUAACAUUCAACCUUUGGCAUACUUUGUAGUCAAUUAGCGCGCAUGGAUGCUUGGAUAUGUGAAACUGAGGAACAAUUACUUCGAGGAUUAUUAUUGGCUCUGAAUCUUUCUGUUUUUUUGGUUCUUGUUAGGACCAUUGAUUCUGUCGUUUAAGAAUCUUAUGCAUUUCACACACAUGUUCUUAA